Jaminaea rosea is the source of this 1786-nucleotide messenger RNA. RefSeq lists its product as hypothetical. Lineage: Eukaryota; Fungi; Basidiomycota; Exobasidiomycetes; Microstromatales. The transcript has a single exon. Gene Ontology annotation, biological process: regulation of plasma membrane sterol distribution; intracellular sterol transport; sphingolipid metabolic process. The coding region runs from base 114 to 1718 and encodes 534 amino acids. The record is from RefSeq and is a predicted model, not a curated record. Gene Ontology annotation, cellular component: Golgi apparatus; cortical endoplasmic reticulum.
CUCGUCCUUCAUUUGACUCUUCCCCAACAAUCAACGCUGCACAACAACGUGCGCAUCGAUACCCCUCUUCCUCCCCGUCUACUCAAUCACUCGAUUUCACCGAACCUCAACCAAUGGCCUCGCCUCACCGAUCACCAUCAGAAGCUACCAUGACCUUGCUUCAUCGCCCACCUAGGUCGCGCUACCCGAUCUGCAUCCACUGCUCCUCCCCCGCUUCUACACUUUACCGCCGGUACACGCCCUCGCUCGUUGUACUGGUGCGCUGCGGCAAUCCCAGAUGCGGGAGAGUUGUUGACUCGUAUGCCGACGAGGAGUGGAGACGACCACCACCGAUACGAGGUAGAGAGAAGGAGGAUCAGGGAGCGGCGGACGGAAAAGCCUGGGGUUCCCAUGGGAUCAGCUGGAUGGACGUCAUCCUAGUCAAGCCGAGGGCGUACCGUCACUUUCUGUACAAUGUGCCUUUUCUCCUACCUCCGCCUGGACAUCCGAGCAGGGAGGGGUUCGCAAUCAGCCCAGCACGAGGGGAGGACGAAGAAUUGCAAUCCGACGAGAGCGAUGACGACUGGUCAAGCUGGAAGACGGUCAUCAAGCGGUUCAUCGCCCUCAGCCUGGUGGAUGCCUAUCUGAGAUGGUUCUAUCUGUGCGCUUAUCCCAUGGCAGAUGGAGCGGGCGCCUUCAAAGCUGCUGCAGGCUCGUCACCCUGGUGGACGUUGCCUUCUCUCCUUCGUAUGGCGGGCGGGUAUUUGCGGACUCCACGACUGUCGACCUCUACUAGGCUGUCAAGCUGGCCCUGGUCUCUUCGGCCACGACCAUCCCCAUCAGGCCUGGCCGCUUCCGCCCUCGCGACAGCAGCGGCCGCCGUGGUCGAGUCUACAAGCUCCGUCACGGCGACAUCGGACGCGACGCAGGUGAUGGUGCAGGGCUACCUGAUGGUGUGGUUGGCGACGAUGGCUGAGCUGCUCGCUUUUCACGCUACCGUCACUGCUGGGUCGGCUGUUUGGGUCGGGUGGCAGCGGAUGAGAAGAAGAAGGCAGAACACUGCGGCUGUGGGAGAACAUCAGCAUACUGCUCAGCAUGAGCAUGGCCUCGCGCAAAUCCGACGAGAUGAUGACGACAAGGCAGCGGAAGACGACGAUGCAUUCUCCAUCGCCUCUUCAUCUUCUUCCGACUCCGAUAGUUGCCACAGCGCUGGUCCAUUGGAUCAUCCUCCUCCGGGCGUCGAGCUUCUCGACCUCUACCGUCCACAGCUCAUCUCAACUGCCCUUCUCCUCUCCUCGCUCUCCACGCUCCUCUUGCUCCUUAUCGUGCUUCUCUGGGAGAGCAAGCUGCCACGCUCAGGCGUCGACAAUUCAUCUCGGCACCAUCACCGACAAGACCGCGCCGACAUACUUGCUCCGCAGCCUUCGGUGCUUGGGGACCUCCUUCCCUCUUCUCUCCUCGUGUUCCCUCAGUUCGCCUCGCUUCCCCUCCCCACCCUGUCGACAGACUUCGCGGUCCGGACUCUUCUCGGAGGUCUCUCUGCAGGAGUCUGUCUUGCUGUAGUCCACCCGCGUAGCCCGUUGUUGACGACGAGCUUGCUCUUGAUUGGAUGGACAGUAGCGUCUGCUGGGGUGAGACAGAGAUGGACGCUCCUGCCGUCUGACGCAGGACCCGGUGGUGGUGGGAUGGCCGGGUGGGAGGGAUGGAGGGCGAGAGGACUCUAUUGUGAUGUGAGAUGAGGCGACGAAAUGCUCCUAUUGUCAAUCGAUUAUACAGUGAUGGUCAUGACGAAAGCGAGCCAAGCUUG